Clarias gariepinus (North African catfish) is the source of this 2255-nucleotide messenger RNA. RefSeq names its product terminal nucleotidyltransferase 5Bb (gene tent5bb). The coding region runs from base 254 to 1426 and encodes 390 amino acids. Gene Ontology annotation, biological process: mRNA stabilization. Lineage: Eukaryota; Metazoa; Chordata; Actinopteri; Siluriformes; Clariidae. Gene Ontology annotation, molecular function: RNA binding; poly(A) RNA polymerase activity. The record is from RefSeq and is a predicted model, not a curated record. The transcript has 2 exons.
CCUCACUGCGCAGAGAGAACUCCGCCACCGGACUCCGGGUCUCACUCAGGACCAGCGCGCUCCUUCUGCUCUCUCUCUCUCUGUCUCUCUGUCUCUCUCUCUUCGUGCCGAGUCACUCUGAGCUGCCUGAGCUACAGUAUGACAGCAGAUGUUCCGCUCAUUUAGUAGGAAUUAGGGACGUGUAGGCUGACCGUACAGACUUGUAACGCUUUUUUUAUUCUCAUCUUUAUCGCGGGAUAAACCAAACUCGGCCAUGACAUCGCGCGAGGACGCACCGGAGCAGAGCCGGCGUUUCUGCGUCUUGUCCUGGGAGCAGGUGCAGCGUCUCGACUCCAUCCUCGGGGAGAGUGUGCCCAUCCACGGCCGCGGAAAUUUCCCCACCCUGUCCAUAUCCCCACGCCAGAUCGUGCAGGUGGUCAGGGCCAGGCUGGAGGAUCGAGGUGUGGCAGUCCGCGAUGUCAAGCUUAACGGUUCAGCCGCGAGCUACGUGCUGUACAAGGACACAGGCUUAGGCUACAAGGAUCUAGAUCUGAUCUUCGGCUUAAGUUUGCGUGAUGACAGGACGUUUGAUGUGGUAAAGGAAGUGGUGCUGGCCAGCCUGCUGGACUUCCUGCCAGAUGGAGUGAACCGCGAGCGCCUCAGCGCCCUUGCCCUCAAGGAGGCAUAUGUACAGAAGCUGGUUAAGGUGCGUACUGAGACAGACUGCUGGAGUCUCAUCUCUCUUUCCAACAACACCGGCAAGAAUGUGGAGUUGAAGUUUGUCGACACGCUACGGCGCCAGUUUGAGUUCAGCGUCGACUCGUUUCAGAUCGGGAUCGACUCGCUGCUGCUGUUCGACCGCUGCUCGGAGGCACCCAUGUCCGAGAGCUUUCACCCAACCGUGCUGGGCGAGAGCAUGUACGGUGACUUCGAGGAAGCUCUGGAACACCUGCGCUCCAAGACUAUUGCCACACACAGUCCCGAGGAGAUCCGUGGCGGCGGUUUGCUGAAGUACUGCCACCUGCUGGUGCGUGGUUUCCGGCCUGCGUCGGAGGAGCACAUGAAAGCUCUACAGCGGUACAUGUGCUCGCGCUUUUUCAUCGACUUCCCUGAUGUGUGUGAGCAACGACGAAAGCUAGAGGCGUACCUUCAGAACCACUUUGCCGGCAUGGAACACAAACGCUACGAGUGCCUGGUGACCUUGCGGAACGUUGUCGACGAAAGCACCGUGUGCUUAAUGGGUCACGAGCGCCGACAGACCCUUGCGCUCAUCUCGGCGCUAGCGCUGCGCACACUAACCGAACAGAACGCCAUCCCUGCGCUCCCCAACGUCACCUGCUACUACCAACCAGCACCAUACGUGCACGACGGGAACUUUAGCAAUUACUACGUGGCUCAUGUGCACUCUCCUGCAAACACUUACCGGACAUGGCUUCCAUGCAGCUGAGUCACGACAAGAGGCAAGACGCCAUGCCGAGAUGCCAAAGAAGAUGGCUUUAAAAUGUGUUCCAGUUCUGAGCUGUUAUUAGGACUGUAUGUCUUUCCAGACUUCAUCAGAGAGGAAGGGAAAAAGGGAAAAUACUUGUGAUCCUAAUAUCUUUAUUUUUACGUGAUCAUUAGUGUACUGUCUUCUAUCGCCAGAAAAAUAAUAAACACUGCUGUAACUAGAAAACUCUUAACUCUUUUGAGCCAUUCUGAGUUGUUUAAGUUGAAAUUUUAUAAAAACACAUGCAAAAGCAUAAGCAAAGUGAGAGACAAAAAGAAUCUUAAAAAAAACUAAUAUUAAUAAAAAAAAUAAAAUAAAAAAAAUCUGACGCAGUUUUCUACCUUACUUUUUCUGAUGUAAUCCAUUUUAUGGAUAUACAACAAAUAUAUAUAUUUUUGUGUAUGUAUAUACAAAUAUACAAUAAAUGUUCAUAACUUAAGAAAAGAUAAAAAAAAAACCUCCUGAUCAUUCUAAAAAAAAUAAAUAAAAUAAUAAUAAUAAAAAAAUAAGUUAAAAAAGGCGACAAAAUUUACCAAGAGUCUGCAGAACGCUAGUGUUCAGGUCUGACUGUGGUGUUUGAUUUUUAUUUGAGCUUGUGACAACCAAAGAGUUUAUUUUUAAGCUCCCUGUAUUGAAUUGCUAUGUCUGUGAGUCAAAGUGCCUGAAACUGACUACAAAACACAAAGGUUUUAUCCUUUGAGAUAUUGUAGAGUGUAUUUUUACAUUUUUCAGGCUUUUUCUUAUUGAAUCUUGAAAUAAUAUUAAUAAUAAAUAAAAGACAGAAAAUAUA